AUGGCAUCCACACACGAGUUGACGGUGUAUUUUGGCACUUUUAUACACCUUCCUCGCUUAGAGGCAUCUCAGCCCAAAAGCAAGCCUCAGUUGGUUCGCAAUUCAGGCGCGCUUUGGGUAUCCGCGAUUGAUGGCCGCAUCAAGGGCUGUGACUGGCAGGUUCAGGAUGAAGAUGCGCUUCAUGCACUGGUAGCCCACAAUGGCUGGGUGGAUGUCGAUACUAUCAGUACUCAUGCGAAUGGCAACGGAGUACAGACGAAGGUGAAAAUCGUUACGGCCAGCGCAGAACGAAACGAGUUUUUCUUCCCCGGUUUUAUUGAUACCCACAUUCAUGCCCCACAAUAUCCAAAUGCCGGCCUGUUUGGCUCAACUACUCUCCUUGACUGGCUGGAGGAAUAUACAUUCCCCGUGGAAUCUGGCUUCGGCGCCAAAGCCUCAACCCACACCAAUAACCCCAAAGAUACACCACCUUCUGCCCUGCGCAUCUACGACCAGGUCAUCGCGCGUACUCUCUCCCACGGCACAACCUGCGCCUCCUACUUCGCAACCAUCCACAUCCCCGCGACCAACGCUCUGGCUCGCCUCUGCCACAACAAAGGUCAACGAGCCUUUAUCGGCCGCGUCUGCAUGGACAACCCAUCCUUCUGUCCAGACUACUACUGCGAUGCAUCAGCCGAGGACUCAAUAACCGCAACCAAGUCCACAAUCGAGUAUAUCCACGCCAUGGAUCCCGAAGGCACCCUCGUCAAACCAAUCGUCACACCUAGAUUCGUUCCAACAUGUACCCGCCCCGCCCUCGAGGGCCUGGGCAAACUCGCCGCAUCUUACACCCCACCCCUCCACAUCCAAACACAUAUUUCAGAGAACAUCAACGAAGUCGCCCUCGUCCAAGAAUUAUUCCCCGAGUCAACCAGCUACGCUGGAGUAUACGAGACGUAUAACCUGCUUACACCGCGAACGAUCCUCGCACACGCCGUGCACCUCACCGCAGACGAGCGAAAGCUCAUCCGCGCCCGAGACGCAAAGAUCUCGCACUGUCCCGCUUCGAACUCCGCGCUCGGAUCGGGUAUCGCGCCUGUCCGCGUAUUCCUCGACGAGGGUAUAACGGUUGGUCUCGGCACCGACGUGAGCGGCGGGUAUAGUCCCAGCAUACUCGAAGCGGCGAGACAGGCGUGUCUUGCUUCCCGGCUGCUGAAUCACACUACUUCGUUUGUGGAGCAUCAGAAGCACAAUCAUGCGAAUGGAAAUUGCAACGGUGAUUCCAGUGCGGAUGUGACGGGUAGGGAAAAGCUUUCUGUUGAAGAGAGUUUGUAUCUUGCCACACGCGGCGGUGCAGCUGUCGUUGAUAUGGCAGAUGAUCUGGGUGGAUUUGAGGAGGGCAUGAUCUUUGAUGCGCAGUUGAUUCAGUUGGGCUCUGUUGGUGAUGAUACGGUGCAGGCCUUGCUUGAUGGGGCUGCUGAGAAGAAUCUUGUUAGACCCGGACCCGUGGGCAAUGUUGAUCUCUUUGGUACGGAGACUUGGGAGGAGAAGAUUCACAAGUGGGUUUGGAGUGGUGAUGAUCGGAAUGUGAAGGCUGUUUGGGUUGGUGGGAGAUUGGUUCAUGAGAGGGUUUAG
Molecule: messenger RNA, 1614 nt
Organism: Penicillium verhagenii
Lineage: Eukaryota; Fungi; Ascomycota; Eurotiomycetes; Eurotiales; Aspergillaceae
Exons: 2
Coding region: 1-1614 (537 amino acids)
Biological process (GO): guanine metabolic process
Cellular component (GO): cytosol
Molecular function (GO): zinc ion binding; guanine deaminase activity
Source: RefSeq, a predicted model, not a curated record